Xyrichtys novacula (pearly razorfish) is the source of this 276-nucleotide messenger RNA. The record is from the annotation of a GenBank genome assembly. Lineage: Eukaryota; Metazoa; Chordata; Actinopteri; Labriformes; Labridae.
AUGAGUGCUGUGAUAGUUCUAAUCCUGAUUUUCUUUCUCACAUGUUGCAUCGUACCCAUCCUUCGGAGACAAUGUGGGAGGCUGACAGAGAAGCAAAUGGGACUCAUUGCAAGCUUAGCUCUGGCCCACGAGAUGCAUAGAAUGCCACCAAAACAGCUGGCACAGUGUGUGAUGUAUGAAGGAGGGACUGAGGGACCUGAACGGUUCCUGGACUUUGAAGGAGACGAAGAUGAACAAUGGACUUUGAGCAACACAAAAAACAUAUCCAGUGAGUGA